Molecule: messenger RNA, 2079 nt
Organism: Branchiostoma floridae (Florida lancelet)
Lineage: Eukaryota; Metazoa; Chordata; Leptocardii; Amphioxiformes; Branchiostomatidae
Product: toll-like receptor 13
Exons: 1
Coding region: 60-1589 (509 amino acids)
Biological process (GO): immune response; inflammatory response; toll-like receptor signaling pathway
Cellular component (GO): membrane
Molecular function (GO): transmembrane signaling receptor activity; protein binding
Source: RefSeq, a predicted model, not a curated record
ACAAUAAAAUAAGUCUUCUUUCAAACCAGAGUUUUGUGGGCUUGGAAAAUGUGACUUGGAUGGACUUGUCUAUGAACAAACUCACUGUACUUCCAGAUGGUGUCCUAUCUCCACUAAAAAGCCUGGAAAAGCUUGACUUAUCUGAAAAUUACCUGUCUCCUGAAAAAGAGGAUUUCAAUGGCCUAAAAAAGAUCAAACGACUAAAUUUACAUCAAAAUGAUGUCAUUCUUAGGUUGGAGACAUUCAAGCUAGUUCCAAGUCUGGAAGAUCUUACGCUGUCUGAAAACAACCUUUUCAAGAAAAUUGAGCAGUGCUGGUUUGAAAAUUUCCAAUGCAAGCCUUUUGCAACUCUACGGAAUCUAGUUACACUUGACAUAAGUAACAACCUCAUGUUUGGGGCAAGUCUUAUGCGAGAAUUCUUUGAAGGCUUGGUGUCUUUACAGAAUUUGCGUAUGCUACGCACUGGAGAUGUUUGGAGGUGGUUUGAGAACACAACUAUUCUGUAUAGUAUGCCCAACCUGGAAACGCUAAAUAUGAGAGAAUGUAAGAUACAGUAUAUCCCUCACAAUGCAUUCAGCAUACAUUAUUACUUACGGUAUGUGGACUUCAGUGAAAAUGCCAUUGCAUAUCUUCCCAACAACUUAUUCCUGAAUGUCCGGUCUCUCAAAUAUCUGUAUGUAGAAGCAAAUGCCAUUUCAUUCUUGAACGAGUCUAGCUUUGCACCUGUCUUGACAACUCUUGUGAGUUUUGGCUUAGACCUUAGUGAAAACCCUUUCUUCUGUGAUUGUGGGAUAACUUGGUUCGUUAGCUGGGCUGAAGCGAACCCCUCAAAAGUUAUGCUUUGGGGAAAAGAUGGGCUCUAUGUGUGCAACACUCCUGCAUCUUUGCACAGCAGAGAAUUACGGACUUUCCACCCGGACUGUGAUUCUCACUUGAACUUCUACGUGUGCGUGGUCACAACUUUUCUCCUGACUCUGUACAUGUUCACGGCGUUCGUUGCGACCCAGUACGGCCUGUACGUGUGUUACCUCUGGUAUCGCCUUGGUGCCUGGUUCAGGGGUUACGAAGAAAUUAUGGACGGGGAGGCACAGCAGUUUGAAUACGACGCAUUUGUGGCGUAUAGUAGUAACGACAGGAGAUGGGUGUCGCGAGUGCUACGGCCACAGCUUGAAGACUGUCCUCCGCACUACCGACUCUGCUUUGGCGAACGAGACUUUCGCCCGGGGGUGCCAAUAACGGAAAACAUCGGCUGCGCCGUCCGGGCAAGCCGGAAGACCAUCUGCCUGAUCACGAAGAGCUUCGUAAGAAGCAACUGGUGUAACUACGAAAUGCGAGCGUCGGAGGGACGCUACCAUCUCUUUGACCCGCGUCGGGUUAACCUGAUUCUCGUAUUCCUGGAGGAAAUACCGGAACGCGACAUGGAACGCCACAAACACUUGCAAGAUGUUGUAAAGAGAGACACUUACAUUAAGUGGCCAAGGAAUGAGAGGGGAAGGCCACUAUUCUGGGCUAGACUGAGAGAAGCUCUAGGACAACCUUUGCCCGCCAAUCAAGCUAGAAACUGGGACAUUUUUGAGGACAGUGUAUAGAUUAUUUAUAGUUUAUGACAGGAUACAAAUCAUAUACAAUCUACCAACCCCAUGAAGCUUUUUGAACUCUCUUAAAAUGUUCACAACUGGAUAAUCAACCCCUGCAGUUCCAAACAAGCUGCUAGGUCUCCAAUAGCUAGUCAUUCUCUGCUAUAGCCCUUGCUGAUCAGUAUAACUACAUGUAAGUAACUAUUUUAUAUAAUCAGUGUCACUGCAAUAGUUUUUCCUGCUUGUAAACAUGGAGGCAUUUUGGAUUUGUGAAUCUAACUCUGUACACUUGUCAAGUCUUGAAAACAAAAAACACAUUCUCAUGCAAAUUAUUACAUAACCACUAGACGAAAUGUAAUCAGUAAUCAGUUGGUACAUGAUUUAUGCUUGUUUGUUUUGGUGUGCAUUCACACUUCACAGUUAUGGGAAUAUUGCAGUGUGGGAGUCUGACAGGAUGUGGAAAUGGUGACACUAAUUAUAGGAAACGUGGAGCAUUGGAAGU